AGCACUUCUGGCAAAGACCAAACUUUCAGAAUUACACACUUAGUAGUUACUCGGGUAUAAGUUACGUACUUGUAUAGCAGAUUAAAAGGCUAUACAGUAUAUAGCUGUUAAAUGCCCGCUUCUUACAAAGAAGUCAUUUAGUGUGAAUAUAUUGUAAUCGAAUAUUUUUUGUAGUAUUUCAUGUUGAAUUUUCGAAGCGCGCGGUGUAAUUUAUCGCCACCUAAAAAAGCGUUUUCUAAAACCUGGGGUUACGAGACCUUGCUAACUUUAGUUCGACAAGGUUUAAGCACGGGGGUUAAAAAAAUGCCGGAAAUUGGAGAGAAACGUGAUGCAUCAUCGCUAGGGGAUACCACUAUUACGGAUGUGGCUGAACAAAAAAAACCUCGAACCAGCGCUGAAACUCGCCUACUCAAUCAGACCGAAGCGGUUGCUGCGCCUGAUGGAUGCAAAACCUUGAAGACUUCAGAGACAGAUAAUUUAAAAAGCAGUUCGUCAAAUGCGGAUUUUGAACAAAAAUGGAAACUCAAAAAGUUUGCCAUGUGUCUCAUGUACUGUGGGAAAGGGUACCUCGGCAUGCAGAGGAAUCCUGGCGCAAAAACGAUUGAAGAGGAUUUACUCAGGGCAUGUCUUAAUGCAGGAUUAAUUACGGAGGACUCGUACAACAAUCCACAAAACAUGAUGUUCCAAAGGGCCGCUAGGACAGAUAAGGGUGUGUCGGCAGCUCGGCAAGUCGUUUCCUUGAAGCUACCAACAACAAAAGGCAGCCCAGAAGAAAUGACAGGGGCCAUCAACGCGAGACUUGUUGACCAGAUUCGUGUGGUUGGACUCAAAAGAGUCACGAAGAAUUUUAACUCGAAGAACAAUGCCGAUGCCCGGACAUACAGUUACGUUAUGCCCACCUUCGCAUUUGCUCCGCCAGAUGUAAUUGCUAAUGAAAAGUACAGGCUUACAUCGGACAGAGUCGAAAAGGCUAAUAGCUAUUUGAAGUUAUACUUGGGCAGUCACAACUUUCACAACUUUACGGCAGGGAAAUUGUCUAAUGAUCCGUCUGCGAUGAGGUAUAUUAAGGAGAUUGAAUGCAGUCAGCCCUUCCUCGUUGAUAAUUUCGAGUAUGUGCAAAUACGCGUCAAAGGUCAAAGCUUCAUGCUUCACCAAAUCCGUAAAAUGAUCGGGCUUGUCAUUGCUAUUAUGCGCGGCAAUACAGAAGAUAGCAUUAUUAAGCGUGCCUGGGGUCCUGAAAAGCUGGAUAUCCCAAAGGCGCCGGCACUGGGAUUGAUGCUUGAACAAGUACAUUACGAUCGAUACAAUAGUAACUAUGGAGGGGAUGGUAUGCACGAGGAGUUAACAUGGACAGAGCGUCAGCCGGACAUCCAUACUUUUAAGCACUCAUAUAUUUAUCCAAAUAUUUGGAGCACCGAAAAGAACGAUGACAGUAUGGGGUCAUGGAUGGCCUACUUGCCUUUACACUCGUAUGAUGUACGAGAGCACGAAGUUAAGGCAUUAUGUAUGCACCAGAUUCAAGAGGAAGACUUUGAAGCCGGUGAUCCAGACGACGACAGUAUAAUAAUAAACAAAUGUCAAGAACCUCGACCGCCAAGAUAAGAAAGAGGAAGUUAUCCAAUUAGAUAUCUCAUAACUUUUAUGUCCUAAUUAGACAAGACAUAUUAUACUUUGCUUCCACGAAGUGUUCGGUCAAUAGCGUCAUCUUAUUCUUUUAUCCUCUGCCUUCGUUGUUUGAAAUAACUUUUAUUUGGUACAUCGGCUUGCUCCAAUUUUAUACUAGUUUUGAGAACAACAAGUAUGAAUGUUUCAGUUGUUGAACCUAUGAGGUAGUCAAUUUGGCAGUAGAAUUAGUGAAAUGGUUCUAUGAUGGUUAUACAAAUCCUUUGCAUCAUAGUAAGUGCUGAAAAUAAAUAUUCAGUGAGACCA
Molecule: messenger RNA, 1929 nt
Organism: Varroa destructor (honeybee mite)
Lineage: Eukaryota; Metazoa; Arthropoda; Arachnida; Mesostigmata; Varroidae
Gene: Pus1
Product: Pseudouridine synthase 1
Biological process (GO): tRNA pseudouridine synthesis; mRNA pseudouridine synthesis
Cellular component (GO): nucleus
Molecular function (GO): RNA binding; pseudouridine synthase activity
Source: RefSeq, a predicted model, not a curated record